Betta splendens (Siamese fighting fish) is the source of this 6995-nucleotide messenger RNA. RefSeq names its product mediator complex subunit 12 (gene med12). The coding region runs from base 58 to 6618 and encodes 2186 amino acids. Lineage: Eukaryota; Metazoa; Chordata; Actinopteri; Anabantiformes; Osphronemidae. Gene Ontology annotation, molecular function: transcription coactivator activity; beta-catenin binding. Gene Ontology annotation, biological process: regulation of transcription by RNA polymerase II. The transcript is spliced from 42 exons. The record is from RefSeq and is a predicted model, not a curated record. Gene Ontology annotation, cellular component: mediator complex.
GCUCGGCUCAGGCUGCUGGGGACUGGAGGAGCAAAGCACUGGCUGUGAUGCCGCUGGAUGAUGGCUGCUUUCGGAAUCUUAAGUUACGAACACAGGCCAUUAAAAAAGCCCCGACUCGGCCCUCCGGACGUCUACCCCCAAGAUCCAAAGCAGAAAGAGGAUGAGUUGACUGCUCUAAAUGUGAAGCAAGGAUUCAACAACCAACCCGCUGUGUCUGGUGAUGAACAUGGCAGCGCCAGAAAUGUCAACUUCAACCCCUCUAAGAUCAGUUCAAACUUUAGCAGCAUCAUUGCGGAGAAGCUGCGCUGCUGCACCCUCCCAGACACAGGCAGGCGUAAACCACAGGUCAACCAGAAGGACCAUUUUUAUCUCGUCACAGCCAGGUCACAGAACGCCAUCAAUAACUUUUUUACGGAUUUAGCUGAAACUAAACCUCUAACACAGCUUGCAAAAAAGGUUCCAAUUUUUAGCAAAAAGGAAGAGGUCUUUGGGUACUUUGCUAAGUAUUCAGUACCUGUCAUGCGUUCAGCAUGGAUGAUCAAGAUGACCUGCGCGUAUCAUUUAGCUAUCACAGAAACUAAAGUGAAGAAGAGGCAUGCAAUCGAUCCUUGUAUAGAAUGGACCCAGAUUAUUACUAAGUACCUGUGGGAGCAGCUUCAGAAGGUGGCAGAAUUUUACAGACAGUUUCCGAAUCAAGGUUGUAGCUCACCCCCACCAGCCACUCCUGCGGAUGUGGACACAGCCAUGAAGCAGUGGGAGUACAAUGAGAAGUUGGCCAUGUUCAUGUUUCAGGAUGGUAUGCUCGACAGACAUGAGUUCCUGACGUGGGUGCUGGAGUGUUUUGAGAAGGUCCGACCUGGUGAAGAUGAGCUUCUCAGGCUUCUUCUUCCCCUUUUACUACAGUACUCAGGUGAAUUUGUACAAUCGGCUUACUUGUCACGAAGACUGGCUUACUUCUGCACACGUCGGCUCAACCUGAUGCUAAGUGAUGGGAGUCUGGGCCCCAGCACCGGGGGGCAUCCAGCCCAUGGCAUCCUGGCACAGCAAGGUAAUGCCCUGCCCCCCACACCGACCUCCCAGCCAGCUGGAGGGAACCAACCUCAGACCCCCUUCACGGAUUUUUACAUCUGCCCUCAGCACAGGCCUCUGGUGUUUGGCCUCAGCUGUAUGUUACAGAGCAUAGUUUUGUGCUGUCCCAGUGCUCUGGUGUGGCAUUACUCUCUAACAGAUAGCAGAAACAAGACUGGUUCCCCACUCGACCUUCUUCCCAUUGCCCCUUCCAGCCUGCCAAUGCCAGGAGGCAAUACUGCAUUUACACAGCAGGUCCGUGCAAAGCUGAGAGAAAUUGAGGAGCAAGUUAAGGAGCGAGGCCAGGCAGUCGAGUUCAGGUGGUCAUUUGAUAAGUGCCAGGAGACAACAGCAGGGUUCACCAUUGGAAGAGUACUUCACACCCUGGAAGUUUUAGACAACCACAGCUUUGAGAAGUCUGACUUCAACAACUCACUGGAUUCACUCUACAACCGAAUAUUUGGUUCAGGCCAGAGUAAAGAUGGUCAUGAGAUGUCACCAGAUGAUGAUGCAGUGGUGACCUUGCUUUGUGAAUGGGCGGUGUGCUGUAAGCGUUCGGGUAGGCACAGGGCCAUGGUGGUGGCCAAGCUGCUGGAAAAGAGACAGGCUGAAAUAGAAUUAGAGAGGUGUGGUGAAUCAGAGGUGGUGGAUGAAAAGGGCUCUGUAUCAUCUGGCUCCCUCUCAGCUGCUACGCUACCAGUUUUUCAAGAUGUACUGCUGCAGUUCCUUGAUACUCAGGCACCCACACUGACGGAGCCUGGGAAUGAAAGUGAACGAGUGGAGUUCUCCAAUCUGGUCCUGCUCUUCUGUGAGCUCAUCCGUCAUGAUGUCUUCUCGCAUAACAUCUACAUCUGCACACUAAUUUCCCGUGGUGACCUGGCUUCCGACUCCCACCUGCCGCGCCCGCGUUCUCCUAGCGACGAGCCCUCCGAUGAAUCAGAACGCAAGGAGCAGGACGCGGGCAGCAGUGUCAAGAUGGAGGACACUGGUCUGUCGGAGUCAAUGGAAAUUGAUCACAACUCCAGUGCUAAUUUUGAUGAGAUGUUCAGUCCUCCGAUGCACUGCGAGUCCAAGGGCACCCCCUCACCUGAGAAGCCUGCCGCUGAGCAGGACAGCAAAGCCGGCAUUAAGGACAAGGGCAUGGACCCUGCCUUCCCUCAGCUCUAUGAUCAGCCCCGCCACAUUCAGUAUGCCACCCACUUCCCUAUCCCCCAGGAGGAGAGUGCCAGCCACGAGUGCAACCAGCGGUUAGUGGUCCUGUACGGUGUGGGCAAACUGAGAGAUGAGGCGCGACACACCAUCAAGAAAAUUACCAAAGACAUCUUGAAGGUCCUCAACCGCAAAAGCACGGCAGAAACAGGAGGGGAGGAAGGACAAAAGAGAAAGAGGAGUAAGCCAGAAGCCUUUCCCACUGCAGAAGAUAUUUUCUCCAAAUUCCAGCACCUCUCCCACUUCGACCAGCACCAGGUCACCUCCCAGGUUUCCAGAAACGUGCUGGAACAGAUCACCAGCUUUGCCUUAGGGAUGUCUUACCACCUGCCUCUUGUCCAGCACAUUCAGUUCAUCUUUGACCUCAUGGAGUAUUCGCUCAACAUUAGUGGCCUCAUAGACUUUGCUAUUCAGCUUCUGAAUGAGUUGAGCCUGGUGGAAGCCGAGCUGCUGCUGAAGUCGUCCAGUUUGGUCGGCAGCUACACCACCAGCCUGUGUCUGUGUAUUGUAGCUGUACUAAGGAGGUACCACUCCUGCCUCAUUCUCAAUCCGGAGCAGACAGCGCAGGUUUUUGAUGGGUUGCGUAUUGUAGUGAAAUCAGGCGUGAACCCAGCCGAGUGUUCCUCCGCUGAGCGGUGCAUCUUGGCCUACCUGUAUGACCUCUACACUUCCUGUAGUCACCUCAAGAACAAGUUUGGCGAGAUCUUCAGUGAAUUCUGCUCCAAAGUGAAAAACUCCAUCUACUGCAACAUUGACCCAUCAGACUCCAACAUGCUUUGGGAUCCUGUGUUCAUGAUGGAGGCCAUCGCCAACCCCUCAGCCCACAACUUCAACCACUCCAUGGUGGGCAAAAUUCUCAACGACAGCCCCGCCAAUCGCUACAGCUUUGUCUGUAACGUGCUCAUGGACGUCUGUGUGGAUCACCGGGAUCCCGAGAGAGUGAACGACAUCGGGAUCCUGUGUGCAGAGUUGACAGCCUACUGUCGUUCCCUGAGCGCUGAGUGGCUUGGCAUCCUCAAAGCUCUCUGCUGUUCUUCUAACAAUGGCAACUGUGGCUUCAAUGACUUGCUGUGUAACGUGGACGUUAGCGAUUUGUCCUUUCAUGAUUCCCUGGCCACCUUUGUAGCCAUUCUUAUUGCGAGACAGUGCCUACUCCUAGAAGACCUGGUUCGAUGUGUGGCCAUUCCUUCCCUCCUCAAUGCAGCCUGCAGCGAGCAGGACUCUGAGCCAGGAGCCAGACUCACCUGCCGGAUUCUGUUGCACCUUUUUAAGACGCCGCAACGCAACCCUUUCCCCCAAGACGGAGUGAAGUCAGAUAAAUCUUCAGUCGGUAUCCGGUCGUCUUGCGAUCGUCAUCUUCUCGCUGCUUCUCAGAACAGCAUAGUUGUUGGAGCAGUAUUUGCUGUUCUCAAAGCUGUCUUCAUGCUGGGCGAUGCUGAGCUAAGAGGCUCCGGACUGUCGCACCCCGCUGGCCUCGAUGACAUAUCUGAAGGGCGAAAUGUCUCCAUAGAAACAGCCAGCUUAGAUGUUUAUGCAAAGUAUGUUCUGAAGACGAUCUGCCAACAGGAGUGGGUUGGAGAGCGCUGCCUCAAGUCUCUGUCUGAGGACAGCAGUGCCCUCCAAGACCCUGUGCUGGUGAACAUUCAGGCCCAGCGGCUGCUGCAGCUUAUUUGCUAUCCUCACCGUCAGCUGGACAGUGAUGAUGGUGACAACCCUCAGAGGCAGCGCAUUAAACGCAUCCUGCAGAACAUGGAUCAAUGGACGAUGAGGCAAUCGUCUCUGGAGCUGCAGUUGAUGAUCAAGCAGAGCACAAACAAUGAGCUUUACUCACUUUUGGAGAACAUAGCCAAGGCCACUAUUGAGGUGUUUCAAAAAUCAGCUGAGAUGAAUUCCAGUAAUCUAUCAGGGAAUGGAGCAGCAGCUCAGGGUGGUUCAGCAUCCAACAACAGCAGCAUCCCAAGCAAAAUGAAACCUAUUUUAAGUUCAUCGGAGCGGUCAGGGGUUUGGUUGGUGGCUCCGUUGAUAGCCAAGCUGCCCACGUCAGUACAGGGCCAUGUUCUGAAGGCAGCAGGUGAGGAGCUGGAGAAAGGACAGCAUGUGGGCUCUUCAUCACGAAAAGAGAGAGACAGACAAAAACAGAAAAGCAUGUCACUGCUGAGCCAGCAGCCGUUCUUGUCUUUGGUGCUGACCUGCUUGAAAGGACAGGAUGAACAGAGGGAAGGCCUCCUCACCUCUCUCUACAGCCAAGUUCAGCAGAUUGCUACCAACUGGAGAGAAGACCAGUACCAGGAUGACUGCAAGGCAAAGCAGAUGAUGCACGAGGCUCUGAAGUUGCGCCUGAAUCUUGUGGGUGGCAUGUUUGACACGGUGCAGCGCAGCACCCAGCAGACCACUGAGUGGGCAGUGCUACUGCUUGACAUCAUCAGCAGUGGCACAGUGGACAUGCAGUCCAAUAAUGAGCUCUUCACAACAGUCUUAGACAUGUUGAGUGUGCUGAUUAAUGGCACAUUGGCUGCUGAUAUGUCCAGUAUCUCUCAGGGAAGCAUGGAGGAGAAUAAGAGAGCUUAUAUGAACCUGGUCAAAAAGCUCAGGAAAGAGCUUGGAGAUCGGCAGUCAGAAAGUUUGGAAAAGGUUCGUCAGCUUUUGCCACUGCCAAAGCAAACCCGUGAUGUCAUAACCUGUGAGCCUCAGGGCUCUUUAAUAGACACAAAGGGUAACAAGAUUGCUGGCUUUGAGAAGGAGGGCCUUCAAGUGUCCACCAAACAGAAGAUUUCUCCCUGGGAUGUUUUUGAGGGGCUCAAACACUCCGCCCCUCUCUCCUGGGGCUGGUUUGGUAUGGUGCGGAUGGACCGCAAGGUGGCUAAAUUUGAGGAGCAGCAGCGUUUUUUGCUCUACCACACCCACCUGAAGCCCAAACCUCGAAGCUACUAUCUGGAGCCACUUCCCCUGCCCCCUGAGGAGGAGGAGCCCCUCACACCUGUCUCCCAGGAACCAGAGAAGAAAAUAAUGGAAGCAGUGAAACCAGAGAAGAAUGUACCUAAUGUGCCCACAGACACAAACAAGAAGAAACCCAACAAGAAGAAAAAGACUUCCACAUCCGCCAAGACAGAGGACUACAUGAACCGUAACCCAGGUGCUGUGAGUUAUGCGACUAACAUGCCACCUGAGCUGAUGCAGAACCACCCCUAUGGCAGGAUGCCCUACAGCCAGCAAAGCGUCAUUUACACACAGAAUCAGCCUCUACCUCCAGGUAAGAGCUCAGGAGAAACACUAACCUAUACAUGUCAUGUCACUGUGGUUUAUGUCCGUCCACCUGUUUCCCCCACAGGUGGUCCAGGUCUAGAACCUCCUUACAGACCUCCCCGCAACCAGCAGAUCAAAGUGAUGCCCACUCGACCCACCUAUCCUGGCAUGAUGCCCAGCAUGCCCGGCAUGAUUGGACUGGACAAUAAAUACCCAGUGGGUUACAAACCCCAGCCUAGCAACCCUAUACCACAGGGUCAGAUGCUGCGUCAUCAGCUACAGGUCAGACUGAAUCAGAGCAUAAUAGCGAUGAGACAACCACCCAACCAACAAUACACGCCUAUGCAGGCAUCUCAGGGCUAUACCACAUAUGGAACUCCAUUGGGGAUGCAGCAGCAUCAACCCCAAGGUAGUGGUAUAGUUUCUUCCUCCUAUGGGAACCAAAGCUUCCAGGGCACCCAUCCUGGAGCCAACCUGGCUGUGGUGGAUCCUCUUAGGCAAAUGCAGCCCAGGCCCAGUGGUUACGUUCACCAGCAGGCCCCAGGCUAUGUACACAACAUGCAGAACACACCGAGGUUUGCCCACCAGCCCCCCCAGCAGACUCCAAUCAUGCAUGGUCUUGGUCACAUUGGAGGCCAGGGCAUCCACCCAGGCAUGAGGCCCAACCAGAUGCUGGCAGAACAACAACAGCAGCAGCAACAACAACAAGCAGCACAGCAGCAGCAACAGCAACAGCAACAACAACAGCAACAGCAGCAGCAGCAGCAGUACCUCAGACAGCAAGCAGCAAUCAGACAGCAGCAACAAGUUCAGCAACAGCAGCAACAGCAGCAACAGCAACAGGUCCAGUCACAGCAGGUUCCUCCUCAGCAGCAGGUUACACAACAACAGCAGCAACAGGUCUCAGCAGUGCCACCACCAGGUCAGGCACAGAACCAAGGCCUGGGCAUGCAGCCACUGCCCCCACAGCAACCCAUGUUUCCACGACAGGGAAUGCAGCAGACUCAGCAGCAGCAGCAGACAGCAGCUCUAGUCAGGCAGCUGCAACAGCAACUUUCAAAUCAACAACCAGGACAAGGCACCAACUCAUAUUUCUGAUUGUGAUUGUUGUGGUGGUAGUAUGCAGAGAAUUAGACCCUCAUUAUGUGUGAAGGCUCGGCUCUGUAGAUUGAACGUAUGCAGCCUUGUUUAAGAUGGUAAAAAGGAAACCUGUUCAAGGCACAAAGGACCACAAAACAGAUGAACUUAACUCCAUGUCGACCACUAAGGCAACAAUCAGAAAACAUUGUCAGUUGUAUAAUUAUGGAUUAUUAAACGCUAGAUCCUGCUCUAAAGCAGACAGAUAAUGAUUAAUUAUGGGAAAAUUCUAUGUAAGAAAAGUACCAGAAACUAUAAGAAUAAUGCAAUUUUUUAUUUUAUUUCAAUUUGUACAAUUUUUUCAGUUUCGUGUAUUUCUCAUUAAAAAAAUCAUGUCA